AUGAUCAACAGGAGGACAGAUCGCCUGAGUGCACCUCGGGGUUUGGAGCUGGAGACAGUAAACUGCACAGCGUUCAAAAUUCAGUGGAAAAUCCCUCAGAGACACAACACCAUCACCGGAUACAGGGUGUUCUAUGCAGAGACGAGAGAAGGUCGUUCCAUCAGUCCCACCAUGACUCUUGACGUUCCUCUAAGUGCACACACACUCACUGGGCAGUUUUCUGGACAGAGUUUAGACAUGGUGAUUGGAGGACUGGACGUGGGGACUCAGUACAGUGUAAGUGUGGCAGCGUAUGAUGGAACAGCACAGGGACGUCCCAGCAUGCCGAGGGUUGUAAGCACCGCCUCCCGGGAUGUGUGUAUGCCCCCCUCCCCUCCCACUCAGCCUGUAGUGGUUGCCUUGUCAGACACGGAAUUGGCGUUGUCAUGGCAGCAGGGUGAAAGUCAGGGGAGUUCACCUGUGCUCCACUUCCUGAUUGCUUACAUCAGGCCAGAGAUGGACUCUGAGUGGACGAUCAUCCGUGAGCCGGUGGAGUCGAAUUCGAUGGUUCUGAAGGGUCUGAUUCCUCAAACUAAUUAUCAGUUCAUCAUCAGAUCUGUAAACCAGCAUGGAGUCAGUUAUCCCAGUCCAGUCAACCCCCCCACCCGCACUCAUGGUAAGCCCCGCCCACCACACCACUGACCAAUAAUACACACAUCACACACCACUGACUACUCAGACCUG
Molecule: messenger RNA, 723 nt
Organism: Ictalurus punctatus (channel catfish)
Lineage: Eukaryota; Metazoa; Chordata; Actinopteri; Siluriformes; Ictaluridae
Product: pikachurin
Exons: 7
Coding region: 1-681 (226 amino acids)
Biological process (GO): axon guidance; cell-cell adhesion
Cellular component (GO): plasma membrane; axon
Molecular function (GO): protein binding
Source: RefSeq, a predicted model, not a curated record